UUCUCUCUCUACCUGCAAUUCUCAAUACCCUAAUUUAAUUUAAAAAUGGCAGAAACUCAGCCAAAGCGCCCCAGAGAAGAACCCCUCCAAGAUUCACCCAACCUAACAAAUUCCGGCGACUCCAAACGCCAUAAACUUUCCGACGACAACAGCAAAGCCGACAUUCUCAACUUUCUCGACGAGGACGAAGACGACGCCGGCCCCAGCCACGACCUGACGGCCAUAUUCACAACCUUGCAGCAGGAGCUCGACGCCGGCGGCAGCCUCCGGUCGCCGCCUCCGGCGGCCGAUAUUGACGCCGGAGAUGAAUAUGAGGCUGCGAAAUCCGUCAUCAGACACCUCCUCGAAGCCUCCGACGAUGAGCUCGGAAUUCCUAACCGGAGGGAGGAUGAUAGUAACUUUGAUUUGAUAAAUUCCGGCGAAUCUUUGCCGUAUAAUUUUUCCGACGACGGCGGGCUCUGGGAGCUCGAAGACGAGAAUGCUAACUAUUACUAUACUGUGUUGCAGUCGGAGCUUUUCAUGUAGGAAUUUGACUUGGACCCUUUUUGGGGUUGGAAAUGAGAAUUAGGAAAAUGUUAGGGAUGUAAAUGGUGAAAAACAGAAGGUUAGGGGCAAAACCGUGAAAGGUAAUAGAGGACAUUUCAAACCAGUCCCUUAUCUUUUGAGAA
This is a messenger RNA of Andrographis paniculata, 668 nucleotides long. RefSeq lists its product as uncharacterized. The record is from RefSeq and is a predicted model, not a curated record. Bases 46 to 525 code for a protein of 159 amino acids. NCBI's taxonomy places the organism in Eukaryota, Viridiplantae, Streptophyta, Magnoliopsida, Lamiales, Acanthaceae. The transcript has a single exon.